Molecule: messenger RNA, 2707 nt
Organism: Salmo salar (Atlantic salmon)
Lineage: Eukaryota; Metazoa; Chordata; Actinopteri; Salmoniformes; Salmonidae
Gene: gdh2
Product: glutamate dehydrogenase
Biological process (GO): L-glutamate catabolic process
Cellular component (GO): mitochondrion
Molecular function (GO): L-glutamate dehydrogenase (NAD+) activity
Source: RefSeq, a predicted model, not a curated record
GAGGCGUCCUAGCCGAGGUGGUCAGCGCAGACUUAAAGCGAACGGGCGCGCACUUCUAACGGCCAUUCAGUCGAAAGAGGGGACACAGUGAAGGUGUGCUGCUGUGCGGUUCAGUCAUCCCUCUCACUGGUUAAUAAAUAGAUAGAUAGCUACCCCCCGUCGCUGUUGUUUUUUUCCCCGUUAAACGGUUAGUCAACUAGACCAAUAAUGUACCGGUACUUCGGGGAGCUGUUAUCCCGCGGGGCGGGCAGUGCCCUGGCCUCGGGCUGCGUGGACUCUGCUCUCCCAGCAUCCGCUGCUCUGAUGCGGGUCCGACAGUAUAGUGAACAGCCCGACGACCCCAACUUCUUUCGCAUGGUGGAGGGUUUCUUCGACCGCGGAGCCGCCAUCGUUCAGGACAAGCUUGUUGAGGACCUAAAGAGCAAGGAGACCCCCGAACAGAAGAUGAAACGAGUGAAGGGGAUUCUCCGCAUCAUCAAGCCCUGCAACCACGUCCUCAGCGUCUCUUUCCCCAUCAAGAGGGACAACGGAGAGUGGGAGGUCGUGGAGGGCUACCGCGCCCAGCACAGCCAGCACAGGACGCCCUGCAAGGGGGGGAUCCGUUACAGUGAAGAGGUGUCUGUUGAUGAGGUGAAGGCUCUGGCCUCUCUGAUGACAUACAAGUGUGCCGUGGUCGAUGUACCAUUCGGGGGGGCUAAAGCUGGUGUCAAGAUCAACGUCAAAAAUUACUCUGACAAUGAGUUGGAGAAGAUCACAAGAAGGUUCACCAUUGAGCUGGCCAAGAAAGGCUUUAUUGGGCCUGGUAUUGAUGUUCCUGCUCCGGACAUGAGCACUGGAGAGAGGGAGAUGUCCUGGAUCGCGGACACAUACGCCAACACCAUCGCACAUACCGACAUCAACGCCCACGCGUGUGUGACAGGCAAGCCCAUCAGUCAGGGCGGUAUCCACGGGCGUAUCUCGGCCACCGGUCGCGGAGUGUUCCACGGAAUUGAGAACUUCAUCAACGAGGCGUCCUACAUGAGCAUGCUGGGCCUGACCCCCGGCUUCCAGGACAAGACCUUCAUCAUCCAGGGCUUUGGUAAUGUGGGUCUCCACUCCAUGCGGUACCUCCACAGGUACGGUGCUAAGUGUGUGGGCAUCGCUGAGUAUGACGGCAACAUAUACAACCCAGAGGGCAUUGACCCCAAGCAGCUGGAGGACUACAAACUGCAACACGGUUCGAUCGUAGGUUUCCCCGGGGCUAAGCCGUACGAGGGCAGCCUUCUGGAAGCUCAGUGUCACAUCCUGAUCCCUGCCGCCAGCGAGAAGCAGCUCACACGCAACAAUGCCCACAGGAUCAAGGCCAAGAUCAUUGCUGAGGGAGCCAACGGCCCCACCACCCCUGAUGCUGACAAGAUCUUCCUGGAGAACAAUGUCAUGGUCAUCCCUGACAUGUACCUGAACGCAGGUGGUGUGACUGUCUCCUACUUUGAGUGGCUGAAGAACCUGAACCACGUCAGCUAUGGAAGACUCACCUUCAAAUACGAGAGAGAUUCCAACUACCACCUCCUCAUGUCCGUUCAGGAGAGUUUGGAGAGGAAGUUUGGAAAGCAGGGAGGACCAAUCCCUGUUGUCCCCACCGCUGACUUCCAGGCCAGAGUCGCUGGUGCUUCUGAGAAGGACAUUGUCCACUCUGGGCUGGCCUACACCAUGGAGAGGUCUGCUAGGCAAAUCAUGCGUACAGCCAGUAAGUACAACCUGGGUCUGGACCUGCGGACGGCUGCGUACGUCAACGCCAUCGAGAAGGUGUUCAAGGUCUACAACGAGGCCGGCAUCACCGUCACAUGAUCACCUUGUCACAGCCAGACCACUCCCACACCACCCUGCUAUUGGUUCAUCCUGCCUCCCCAUUUUUGCAAUCAGGCUUCAGUACAUACCAGUGUUUACAUUAGAGACCCCCGCCUCCCCUUUAUACACACACACUGACACGUUCUGUGUCCCAUGACCUCGCCAUAUCUCCCAGUAUCACGUGGGUAACUCAGUAUUUCUGUGUCGUUCUGUUUCAGUAUUGUCGUUCAGUUUGUGAAAGGAGCAGAUUGUAGCAGGAAGAUAGCUUUAAGACUCCCCCCCCCCUCCUAUCAGAGUUCCCUGUCGGCCAUUUUAUCUUGUUUGACCCAUGUGUUGCCAUGGUUUCAGACCACAACAAUGAAGUUGCCUUAGCUCUGAGGGAGCUUUGUACUGAAGAGACACACAUACCCCACCUAUACUGAAAUCCAUUUAAUGUUAUCUCCAAACAUAUACUUUAUUUAAAGAAAGAAUAGUUUUAAGCUCUCACUUUGUCAGGGAAUGGUGAUAUCAUAUGUGUUCCUCAGUUCUCCUCACAGCGGGGUUAGAGGUCAGGGCUCAGGGUUAGAGGUCAGGGCUCAGGGUUGUGCUGAGGAACACAGGGUUCUACUGGGUUUGGUUCUUAGUAAAGUUCUACACCCUUCUUCCCUAUAUCAGUCCCGCCAUAAGCCCCCCAACCUUCCCUACCUUCUGCUCCUAUCUUGUCCAAUCUGACCCUCCCCCAAACCCUCCGCUCUGCCGUGAGGGAGAGAGAGGAGGAGAGGAUCAUGGGAACAAGCGUUCUUCUUCUCCAAAAAGCCGUCCAAGCCCUUGCACGGAAAUUGCUUGGGGAAAUUUGUAUUGCCUUUUUUUGUUGAAAACCAAUAAAAUUUGGCGAAAACUG